Messenger RNA from Syzygium oleosum, 1692 nucleotides. Its product is annotated as E3 ubiquitin-protein ligase SINAT2-like. Lineage: Eukaryota; Viridiplantae; Streptophyta; Magnoliopsida; Myrtales; Myrtaceae. Bases 441 to 1364 code for a protein of 307 amino acids. Gene Ontology annotation, biological process: ubiquitin-dependent protein catabolic process; multicellular organism development. The transcript has 4 exons. Gene Ontology annotation, cellular component: cytoplasm. The record is from RefSeq and is a predicted model, not a curated record. Gene Ontology annotation, molecular function: zinc ion binding; protein binding; ubiquitin protein ligase activity.
GGACAUCGGCGUCUAACCGCGGCCGGACAGAGACCUUCCUCACCGAAGUUGCAAGCCCAAGAAAGUCAAAUGUUUGUACGAAUCGAAAUGAAUGAUGUUUGCAGCACACAGUAAUCGAAGAGAGAUAAAGAGAGAGAGAGAGAGAGAGAGAGAGAGAGAGAGAGAGAGAAGGAGAAGGAGGAGAAAGGAAGACAUGGGGAAGUGAGGAAACGAGAAAAACCGAACCUUUAUCAAUCGUCGCUCGCCAGACACGUUCACAACAGCGAACGAACGAACGAACGAACGAACGUUCACGGGCUCAACGGACAAAGGGACGAUGACCCUCUCUUCUUGAUUCCCGUUUCCGGGACAAGGUUAUGAAAACUCAGCAAUAGCCUCAGUGAAAUAGAACAUUGUGAAAUUCAAUUCUUAAAGCAAGAUAAUUCUAUUUCGAUAGGACAAUGGCUCCUGCUGGAGGCACUUGCAAAGAAGUUCAUGAACCUUACACUGCUGUCGCUGAUUACAGUGUAGUAAUCAGCAAACAGGAGACCAAUUCUACACCAGCAAAAUCUUCCAUUGUCUCACUUGGACAACGUGGAAUUCGUUCGAAUGCUGGCGUAGAUGCUCUGCUUGAGUGCCCUGUCUGCACAAACUUAAUGUAUUCUCCAAUUUACCAGUGCCUAAACGGCCACACUUUAUGCUCAACCUGCAAGAUUAGAGUCCGCAAUGUUUGCCCGAUUUGUCGGAGUGAACUUGGAGAUAUAAGGUGUCUGGCAUUGGAGAAAGUUGCCGAGUCACUGGAACUCCCUUGCCGAUACAAGAAUUUAGGUUGUCACGAAAUCUUCCAAUACUUCAGCAAGCCUGGCCACGAGCAGCAGUGUCAGUUCCGUCCAUAUAAUUGUCCUUAUGCUGGAUCUGAGUGCUCCAUCACGGGCGACAUUCCAACCCUUGUUGCUCAUCUUGGAGAAGACCAUAAAGUGGACAUGCAUAAUGGCUGCAGUUUCCAGCAUCGAUAUGUCAAGUCCAACCCACAAGAAGUUGAGAAUGCCACGUGGAUGUUAACAGUAUUUAAUUGUUUCGGGAGGCAGUUCUGUUUACACUUUGAGGCAUUCCAAUUAGGCAUGGCUCCAGUUUACAUGGCCUUCCUUCGUUUUAUGGGCGAAGAAACUGAGGCAAGGAAAUUUAGCUACAGUUUAGAAGUCGGCGGGAAUGGCCGUAAGCUGACAUGGGUAGGGAAACCAAGAAGCAUCCGAGACGGGCACCGGAAGGUUCGCGACAGUCACGACGGUCUCAUGAUUCCAAGAAGUCUGGCUCUUUAUUUCUCCGGCGGUGACCGGCAAGAGCUUAAGUUGAGGGUCGCUGGCCGCAUAUGGAAGGAAGAAUGAGCAAUUGAAAGAAUAUUAUUGUCGAGGUCUGAAUCUGUGCUCAUAGCGGUAGGAGCAGGGGGCGAGGCACUUCUUCUUUCGGGCUGUGGAGGGGCUUCUUCUGGCUAAUUUUUCAGCUCGUGGCUCGACUCGCUCGUGUGUCUACGAAGAAGUUAUUUAUCCACUUGAGUCAUUAUUCUUGUAAAUAUAUUGGUACUUGCCAUUGCAGCAAUCUCAUACUAUGAAAGGCAAAAAUUAUGAUGGGAGAAAGUGUUAAGUCUCAUUACGGCGAGGUGAUGAUCUUGGUGAACCAGCAUUCAGUUUAUUGUCGAUUAUCGCAGGUGUUUCU